This is a messenger RNA of Trematosphaeria pertusa, 1340 nucleotides long. RefSeq lists its product as uncharacterized. Lineage: Eukaryota; Fungi; Ascomycota; Dothideomycetes; Pleosporales; Trematosphaeriaceae. Bases 423 to 1181 code for a protein of 252 amino acids. Gene Ontology annotation, cellular component: membrane. The transcript is spliced from 4 exons. The record is from RefSeq and is a predicted model, not a curated record. Gene Ontology annotation, molecular function: magnesium ion transmembrane transporter activity; cobalt ion binding; magnesium ion binding. Gene Ontology annotation, biological process: metal ion transport; transmembrane transport.
AGGAAUUGAGUCUCGCAGGUCGACCUGGGAUGCUGAAUUAGCGGAUUUAGAUAGACCGUGUGAAGGCGUCACCGCCAACAAUCGACUUCGCAUUAUGUUCGUGCCGUGCAAGGCGCAUCCCAGAUUCCACUAAUCAUGCCAGAUUCGGAUCCGCCCAGGGCCUUGGAAAAGUCACUCAACGAGGCGAGGAAUGCAGAAGCUUGUUGCCCUCCGAUCUCGUAGCUGCGGCCCUUAGGGACUUGAAUGGCUCUUUUGGCAGCCGCCACUACCCGCUUAGCGACGGUGGCCGUAGAAGUCAUAGUGUCUGGUAUACCUUCAAGAUCAAGCAGGUCUUGCGCGAUCGAAUCGCCGGCCAGCUCUCAUAUUAUUGGGAGCAAGUUACGACAUUCAGCAGAUACCGCGCGAAGAAUGCUUCGUUUGUUAUGUGCCUCAACUGCCCGAGCGAUAUGCGGAAAGCUCUGCAAAUGAAGCUCGGUGCCUGUGAUGCGCAUACGAUAGCGAAGUGGCACGAGAUAUUCCUCGAAACCGUAAGAGACAUGUACGAUCGGUCAGUGUGGUCCCUCCGCGACUGGGUCCGGAACGCAGAGCGUGCUCGUAGGGAUUCGAACUACUCGCCGAAUUGCGAAUUUCUUCAUGAGAUUGCGCGGCAUCUCAUCCACUCCAACGAGACGCUGGAUGUGGCGCUUGACACGACGGAGUGUGUCCAGAAGUACUGCAGACGAUUCGCAGUAGCGGCUUCCACAAGCCCGAAGCAAAGGGAGCAAAAUCUGGAGGGUCUGGAGCGGCUGUCUGUGCUAGGGAAAGAUAUGAAGGGAAUCAAAAGGCGAUCAGAAUCUUUGAGAGAAAGAUUGCAGAAUGAGAUCAACCUGGCGUUCCAUUUAAUUGCGCAGCGCGACAGUCGCAUCACACUGCAAAUGGGCGAGGAUUCGCGAAAAGACAGCAACAAUAUGCGCUCGAUCGCAAUCGUCGGCCUCGUGUACCUCCCCGGAACCUUCGUAUCGGGCCUCUUCGGGAUGAAUUUCUUUGAUUUUAAUGUUGACUCAGGCCGACAAACUUGGGCCGUGUCAGAGAAAUUGUGGCUGUAUUGGGCGAUCACGGUGCCCCUCACGCUUGCGACGAUCCUGCUAUGGGUUGUGGCGUUCCAUGGCGAUGCAAUCACGAGGAGGUUGAGAGCGAGAUGAAGGACGAUAGGAAAUAGGAACGAAGGGAGGUAAUGGAAAGCCUGCCUAUUCAGAUUAGUUUUGAGAUAGAUUUAGGGAGCGCUUUAGCGGGUUGUCGUCGGUUUAACAUUUACCAAGCAUAUCCGCCUUCUCUCUUUCUCUCCCAAACUUCAAAUAGCC